Messenger RNA from Cheilinus undulatus (humphead wrasse), 7966 nucleotides. Its product is annotated as zonadhesin-like. The record is from RefSeq and is a predicted model, not a curated record. Lineage: Eukaryota; Metazoa; Chordata; Actinopteri; Labriformes; Labridae. The coding region runs from base 180 to 6497 and encodes 2105 amino acids. The transcript has 29 exons. Gene Ontology annotation, cellular component: membrane; extracellular matrix.
GCAACUAAGCAGGGGCCCACACAUCUGUGCUGGCGCUUAAAGGGUCUCAUUAACUGAGUUUCUACAGAGAGGGGCUCCACAACAGUUACUGCUCAUCAUUUCAUUCUUCAGCUCAUCAAAGAGGGAGAGAGUAUUAGCAACGGGAGAGCAGCUGAGAGGCUGCUGUUAAGGGAUCAGCUAUGCUUGGAGGCAUCCACACUGAUUUGUUGGUCACAGUGACUCUACUCUUUUUAACUCAGACUGGGACUCUGAGCAGGGCUGAAGAUGAUUUAUCAUUAAUUACUUUACCAGAAUGGACAAUAAAUUCAGAGUAUGUUACACAAUGCUCCUAUGACAGGCACAACAACUUCAUUUGUGACUGGACAAGGCAUCAACCCAGAGCAGGAGACGGUUCAGUGAAUAUUUUGGAGAGUGGUCCAUUGGGUCUGGAGGGUGAGGCCUGUCUAGAGUUUUGGUACCUCCCUGCGUCUGAAGUCCACGUGCUGCUAAAAAGUAGUGUUGGUCUGGAAGAAAUCUGGUCCUCACCUGCCCAACAAGGAGAUUCUUGGAGACAAGCGUUUGUCCCCUUGCACAUCAUUGAGCCAGGAACUCAGGUUGUAAUUGAAACAGUUCAUGCCGUCCCCACAGGAGGACGAGUCACACUUAAACAGAUAGGUGUGAGGAGAGGCUCAUGUGGACCCCAAUGUGAAUCAAACACAGAAAUAUGGACAGAUGAGUCUACUCGUUGCCUCUGCUCUGAUGGCCAGCUCUCCUGCUCCCUGUCUCAGUGCCCUCAGGGCCAAACCUGUGGUCCCAAAAGAGGAGACUCCAGAGGGAUUUUUGCCUCAGGAACAUGCACGAUACACAGUGACACAGACUGCAGCACUUUUGAUGGAGUGCUGUUCCGCUUCAUGGCCCCCUGCUCCUAUGUCCUAGCUAAGAGCUGUUUGCCCAGCGAGGCCCUGCCUCAGUUCAGCGUGGAAGUGGUCAACGAGCAGAACGGGAACUCAUCCCUCUCAACUGUUCAAAAGGUUGUUGUGGGUGUGGGGAACUCCAGAAUUUCCCUGCUGAAGAAGAUAACAAGCCGGGUUGUGGUUAACGGAGUCUGGAGAAAACUUCCACUGAAGUUCCAAAAUAUCCACAUUCAAAGCAACCCUGCUGCUGUGCUACUGAGAACCAGCUUUGGUCUUUCAGUUUCAUACGACAGGGCCGGUGCCCUCCAUGUCACUCUGCCAACCAAGUACUCUGAUAAAGUCUGUGGCUUGUGCGGAAACUUUAACCACAACAAAGAGGAUGACUUCAAAAUGCCGAAUGGUACGACUGCAGGAGAUGCCACAGCUUUGGCUGAGAGCUGGCAGACGAGGGAGGCCAGCUCCACAUGUGAAACCAUGCUGGUGCCUCAUCAGUGUGACCCAUUGGAGGAGGCUGAGUAUGCCGACGAGCUGAACUGUGGAGCCCUCCUCUCCAGUACCGGGCCCUUUGCCGACUGCCUGUCAGUGGUGGGAGCAGAGAGCUACUUCAGGGGCUGUAUGGCCAGCAUGUGUGCUACACAUGGCGACACUGUGGUGCUGUGUGAAACACUGAAUGUCUAUGCUGAUAUCUGCCAGGAUGCUGGAGUGGCCGUACCUCUUUGGAGAAACUCUUCAUUCUGCCCCUUCCAGUGUGGUGAGAACAGCCACUAUAACUCCUGUGCUGAUGGCUGUCCAGAUGUGUGUUCUAGCCAGGAUAUAGCGGGCUUCUGUGGCAGCUGUGAGGAGAGAUGUGAGUGUGAUCAUGGCUACAAACUCAAUGGUGGAAAGUGUGUCCCAGCAGAGGACUGUGGGUGCUGGUAUAACGGGAUACACUUACAGAAAGGAGAAACACUGACAGAAGGAGAGUGUGAGCAGCAGUGCCAGUGCAUGGGUAACAAUGACGUGCAAUGCAAACCGAUGCAUUGUGUAGACAAUGAAGUCUGUAAGGAAGAAGAUGGAGUCAAAGGCUGCUUCGCUUUCCGUCCCGCCAUCUGUAGAGUGUAUGGCGAUCCACACUACAUCACCUUUGAUGGGUUGGCGUAUGAUUUUCAAGGUGGUUGCAGCUAUACACUGACUACAACAUGUGGAAGAGAAAGUCCAGUUCAGUUCUCUGUGAUUGGUCACAACAUGCACCCCACCCUUCAGAACUUCACACGGUCCAAGCUGCAAGCAGUGUCCUUUCAGGUCGACGAUCUACACCUCACCCUGAAUAUGAGCGGCGAGGUCUAUGUGGAUAGCAACACUGUGGAACUUCCCUAUUUCACUAAUGGCACGUACGGCUCAGUAUGGGUUGACAUGCAGAAUAACUUUAUUGCCUUGGAGUCGACCUUUGGCCUCAGAAUAAUGAUAGAUGGGCAGUACAGGCUGUUCCUGCAAGUGGAUGACCGCUUCAAGUAUGAACUGUGUGGACUGUGCGGAACCUACUCUGAAUACCAGGACGAUGACUUCAUAACACCAGAGGGCCAAAAUGCUACUGGGCCAUUUGAGUUUGCUGACAGCUGGAGGCUGCUGGGCAAUGAUAAGUGUGUUGCUCAGCCUAAUGAUCCCAGAGUCUGUGAUUAUGCUGAGGAAAAUGAGGCGUAUGAUCAAUGUUACGCACUGCUGGGGGAGCCCUUCAAGCCCUGCCAUGAAAGAAUUCACCCAAGCAUCUACCUCAAGAGUUGUGUGUACGACUACUGUGCCACAAGUGGUGAUCAAUACACCCUAUGCGAAUCUCUGAAGUCCUAUGUUGCUGCAUGCGAGGUUGCAGGAGUGAAGCUGCCUAACUGGCAGAUAAACACAGCCUGUGCAGAAUCCCAAACAACCACAACAACUCCAACUGCUUCCUCUCCAACACCAGAUCAAACUUUGUGUCCCAUGAAUUGCGAUUUUGAAAAAAAUCUGUGUGGGUGGGAACAGCUCGUACAGGACAGUUUUGAUUGGACAAGAAAUUCAGGAUCCACCCCAUCAGAUCUCACAGGCCCAACCCAGGAUCACACCACUGGAGCUGGUUUCUACAUGUAUAUUGAGGGAAACAGUGUGAGACACGGAGACUCAGCCCGCAUGAUGAGUUCAAUGUGCCAUUAUGAUGGCCCACUCUGCCUGCACUUCUGGUACCAUAUGCAUGGUUCAGCUUCAGCCAUGGCCCUAAAUAUAUACCUGAUCAAGAACAAUAAAGCCACCAAGAUUUGGUCUUUGAUGAACAACCAGGGACCUGAAUGGCAUCCAGCAUAUGCUGAUAUCAAAGAGUCUGGUCCAUUCCAGAUUAUAGUGGAAGCAGUUCGCGGCUCCACUGAUCAGUCAGAUGUGGCCAUUGAUGACAUUUCCAUCCACUUUGGCUCCUGCUCAGAUAGAUUCCCUGACAUUAUUAGACAAACCACACAUCCUUCCACAACUACAGGAGCACUCCCUGUCUGCAGUCUUGACUGUAGCUUCGACAGCAACCUUUGUAGCUGGAGUCAGAUGAUCACAGAUGCUUUUGACUGGACAUGGCACUCUGGGUCUACCCCCACCCUGAUGACUGGGCCCUCUGCUGACCACACUGGAGGUGGCCACUAUCUUUACAUCGAGGCCAGCAACGUGACACACGGAGACGCAGCUCGUCUCAUCAGCUCUGAAUGUGCUGGCACUGGUCCUCAGUGUCUCCAGUUCUGGUAUCAUAUGCACGGUUCUGCGGAUACAAUGGGCCUUACUGUCUACUUACUUGAGGGCAGACUGGCCAAUGCUAUUUGGUGGAAGAGGAAUGACCAAGGAAAUAUGUGGCAACUGGCGCAAGUGGACUUCACACCAACUGAAGCCUACAAGAUAAUCAUUGAGGGUCGUAGAGGAUCCAACGAACAGUCUGAUGUUGCGAUAGAUGAUGUCAUACUUUAUCAUGGCCGAUGUGCUGAUCUGAGUGAUGUUGUGACAAGUGCCCCUCUACCAAAUGGAAACACCACAGCCUCAGUACCGACCUCAGAGGCCCCAGAGCCUCCACUAGUCAGUGUAACAGUUCUUCCCCCUGAAACGGAAUACCCACCUGUAGCAAAUGUCACCUUACCUCCCAUAGUGGAAGCAACAACAGACUUUAUUUAUGUUGGUGAUGUCACUGAAAAUUCAGAUAACAAACCUCUACCACACCCAGUAUGUCAAAUGGAUUGCAAUUUUGAACAAGAUCUAUGUCAGUGGAGUCAGCUUCUUGCUGAUGUUUUUGACUGGACUAGGCACAGUGGCGCCACACCAACUCUGAUGACUGGGCCUUCCUCAGACCACACGACGGGAGAUGGUCACUAUCUUUACAUUGAGGCCAAUGCUGGGUCACAUGGAGACACGGCUCGUCUCAUCAGUUCUGAGUGUGUUCGCUCUGGUCCUCAGUGUCUGCAGUUCUGGUACCAUAUGUACGGUUCUGCAGAUACAAUGGGCCUUCAUGUCUAUUUGCUUGAAGACAGACUGGCCAAUGCUAUUUGGUGGAAGAGGAAUGACCAAGGAAAUAUGUGGCAACUGGCGCAAGUAGACUUCACACCAGCUGGAGCAUUUCAGAUCUUUUUUGAGGGGCGGAGAGGUUCUAAUGACCAGUCUGAUGUGGCCAUUGAUGAUGUGUCGCUUCACUUUGGCCACUGUGCAGAUCUGGCUAAACCAGUAACCCCAACUCCUACAAUGUUUGAAACAAGUGCGACAGAAGGUCCAGAGCCUCCUUUUGGGAACAGCACCACUGCAACACAACCUCAAACACCAACACAAGAGCCAUCUUCAACAGCUAACCCAAAUACAGCCGAACCCCUACCAACAACUCAGUACCCAGAAAUCGAAACAUCAAAGCAACCAGAGCCUGAAAUUACAGCAAGACCCCAAACCACCGCCUGGACAGAUCAGCCACCAACAACAGCUAAGCCACAGCUCCCAACAACAGAAGAACCAGGAUCACAAACAACAGCUAGACCUCAACCACCAACAACAGUUGACCAACAGCAACAAACAACAGCUGAGCAAAAACCACAAAGUACUGCUUGGCCACACCCAACCACAGCUAAACCACAACCUCAGCCAACGGCCGAGCAACAACCAAUAACAACAAUUCAACCCCAACCUCCCACCACGGCUCCCCCACAUCCACCAACAACAGUCAAACCCCAACCUCCUACCACAGACCACCCACAACCAUCAACAACAGUUAGACCCCAACCUCCUACCACAGACCACCCACAUCCACCAACAACAGUUAGACCCCAACCUCCUACCACAGCUAAACCACAACCACCAACAACAGUUAGACCCCAACCUCCUACCACAGACCACCCACAACCACCAACAACAGUUAGACCCCAACCUCCUACAACAGCUAAACCACAACCUCAGACUACAGCUCAGCCUCAAACAACAGCUAGGCCACACCCACCAACUACAGCUGGACCAAAACCUUCAACAACCAGUAAACCAAAUCAAACAACUAGUCGACCUGAGAUUACCCCAACAGUUUCACCACAAUCUACAACAGUUAGACCACCAAAUACACCUGUACCAACUCCCUCUUGCCCUGAGGACAGUCAUUACACUACAUGCGUCCCUCCCUGCAGUCCCACCUGUUCAAACCUGAAUGGCCUAUCACAAUGCAGUAACAACGAGGGCUGUGUGCCAGGAUGUGUAUGUGACGAUGGAUUUGUGCUGAAAGGCGGGGUUUGUGUGCCUAUCCAACUGUGUGGAUGUGUGGACAGGAAUGGCACCAGACGUCAGUUUAGCGAAGUAUGGUACACCAGUCACUGCAGUCAGAAAUGUAAAUGCAAAAGGGAACAUGGUGUUGGGAGAAUUGAAUGUGAAGACAAGAAUGAGUGUGAUGGAAAUGCUGUUUGCCUUCCAAAAGAGAACAACGACUAUUACUGCCAGUCUACAGGCUUCAGUGAGUGCUCCAUCAAAGGAGAUCCUGAGUACAGAACCUUUGACAGACUAAAGCAUGACUUUGUGGGAAGACACUCAUAUGUGCUGGUCCGGACUAAGAACUUGCCAAGUAACCUCCAAGCAGUCUACAUUGAGGGCAUCAAUAGGCGCACUGAUAAUGGCGAUGAUAGCCAUCAGCAUGAUGACAGUAGCAGUGAAGAAGACAGCAGCCGCCAAGUCAGGGAUGAGGAUGAUGAUGAUGACAAAGACAAAGAUGAUGAUGAUGAUGAUGAUGAUGACUCACGCAAUCAAGACAGCGAGGAAGACGAUGAAGACAACUGUUUACAAGAGCUUAAGAUCAGAGUGUACAAUCACACUGUGGAGUUCAAGCAAAAAAGAAAGCUGAUUAUGGAUGGAAAGAGAACAGUCACUCCUGUGUCACUUCCUGGUCUCAAUAUCUGGCAGCAUUCAUCACACAUCAACCUUAUGACCGACUUCGGUCUUUCAGUGGAGUUUGAUGGAGAUAGCAACGCAGAGAUCAUUCUACCCAAUAUGUAUAAAACAAAGGUGGGAGGCCUUUGUGGGUACUUUGACGGCAGAAAGCAAAAUGACCUGAUGAGACCGGAUGGCACCAUAGCCAGGAAUGUUCAAGAGUUUGGAGAGAGCUGGAGAGUUUGAGCAUCGGAUACAUCUAAUGCUGAGAAACAGCACUUAAAAACAGUAACCUUUGUGUAAACAACACUGAGGGAUUCUACUAUGAAUUCUACACAACGAUAUCUGUCAACUGAUGAUAACAGACAGAAUUUAUAGAAGACUUUACUUGUCAGUGACAACAUACCUAUGCACUUUUCUUUACCUUUAGCUUUUAGGAAGACAUGUAUGGUACAUUAGCAACCUGUAGCUCUAAUGAAGAUAUCAUGAUAAAGACGUCACUGUUGCAUCUACAUGAUCUAGAGAUAAACAUUGUUUCAGGAGUUCGUUUUGGUAACACUUUUUUCUAAAGGGCCAAAAUUACCUAGUAAUUAUAUAGAAUUAAGUGUAAUUAUCUGAUAAUUUCUCAAGAAUCAAUGGUAAUUACCUUGUGAUAAGUUGGCAUUUAACUGGAAAUUUGGUAAUAUUAAGGAAGUGUUUACCUAGUGAUAAUGUAUUAAUUAUCAAGUAAUUCCGAAUGAUUAGAAAUUAUUGUCUUUAAUUCUCCAGCACUGGACUAAAAGUAGACACAUUUCAAAUCAAAACAGCAUUCAACCAACUUGCUGUACAAUCCAAGUUAAAAAUGGUUCAACACAAUAAUAAAACCCUGGACCAAGUACGGGAUACCCUGCUCUCAAUGCUGCCAACUCAUCAAUGCUGGAUACUUCUCCCAAAUCUUCUACUUUAAGUAAUUCUUACCUGGUCAGUAACCUGUGUGAAUGUCUUCGACAGGUGGCCUGUGUCUUUCCCUUGGCCCUCUACUCCAAACUGAAUGGGUGACACCCCAGACAGGGAGCGUCAUUGUAUCUUUCCUAACCUAAUCCUGAAAAAUUACUAGUGGGCCGAAAUAAAGAAAUUAUCUAGUAAUUAUCAAGCAACACAUAAUUCUAGGAAAUUACUUGGUAAAAUACCAUCCAAUUACCAGAGAAUUGCUACAAUAUUACAAGGAAUUACUUGAUAAUAUAUACAUUAUUGCUAGGUAAAUACUUCCUUGAUAUUACAGACUUAUGACUUGGUAAAAUGCCAAUUUAUUACUAGGUAAUUAUCACGUUAUUCUUGGAAAAAUGCCUAGAUAAGUACCCUUAUCAAUAGAAAAUUACUAGGUAAUUAGGGCCCACUAAAUUAAGGUGCUACCACUGUGUUCUAGUUUUCAAGCCAACCUUGAAGAAGUUACAAGUCUCAGUGAAUGUUUAAAUUCUUAGCCUUUUAAAAAAAACUUUGCACCUUGAUUAUAAACUGUAUCUUCUAUACUGUGUCAUUGGCAUGACAUACCUAUUUAUUCAAGGGAUGACGCUCUUACUGUUGUGCAUAAACUGCAUACCUGUAUAACAAAGUAAUGGCCAUGUUAAAAUGAAAAAUAUGAUAUACUGUGUAAAGAUUACUGUAUUCCAGACAAUAACAGAUUAUAUCACCCUUUAAAACUGUUUGAAAGAUAUUCAAGUGCAAUAAACAACUAU